Messenger RNA from Myxocyprinus asiaticus (Chinese sucker), 7984 nucleotides. It is a transcript of the gene nfasca, whose product is annotated as neurofascin homolog (chicken) a. The record is from RefSeq and is a predicted model, not a curated record. NCBI's taxonomy places the organism in Eukaryota, Metazoa, Chordata, Actinopteri, Cypriniformes, Catostomidae. Gene Ontology annotation, molecular function: cell-cell adhesion mediator activity. Gene Ontology annotation, biological process: cell-cell adhesion; brain development. The transcript has 33 exons. The coding region runs from base 283 to 4431 and encodes 1382 amino acids.
CUCUGCUGAAACGGUCGCAGACAGUCAGAGCGAAGCAAGGGAGGAUAUUACCCGCCUUCUACCUCAAUACCCAAUAACUACUCAAUACACAGCGCGUGUGGGAGAAUCAGUCAGGAUCAUAUGUGGCCAAACCAGCAGCUACACAGGUCUUAGAAGCAUCUGCCAUCUUCAGUCUUGAAAGUGGCCACAUUUUCCAGCACUUUUGUGUCAGAAGACGUGACUGAAAGUGUGCAAGUCUGUAGGAAGCUGGGACGGGAGGGGUCAGCCAAUCGGAGGUGAGAGAUGAGGACACAAGGGCGGUGGGCGGCACUGGCAGUGUUGUCAAUAAUCUUGCUGCUGUCAAAGGAGGCGGCUCCAAUUGAAGUCCCACUAGACCCAAAGAUCCAGCAAGAGCUGAAACAGCCCCCUACCAUUGUGAAGCAGUCGCUGAAGGACUACAUUGUGGACCCCAGAGAUAACAUCAUCAUUGAAUGCGAGGCCAAGGGGAACCCAGUGCCAACGUUUCAGUGGCGGCGAAAUGGGAAGUUCUUUAAUGUGGGGAAGGACCCACGGGUCACCAUGAGGAAACGUUCAGGAACUUUGGAGAUCAAAAGUAGCGGAAAACCAGAAGAUUAUGAAGGAGAGUACCAGUGCUUCACCUCCAACGACUUUGGCACGGCAAUUUCCAACAAAAUCCUGCUACGAGUGUCCAAGUCUCCGCUGUGGCCAAAGGAGGUACUGGAGCCGGUGACUGUGCGUGAGGGGGCCUCACUCGUCCUGCCCUGCAACCCACCUCCAGGCCUCCCCCCUCCAGAAACCUUUUGGAUGGACAGCUCCAUUAUGCCUAUAGCGCAGGACAAGCGGGUUUCAAUGGGCUUGAAUGGUGACCUAUUCUUCUCCAAUGUUUUGGCGAAGGAUGCCAGCACAGACUACAGCUGCAACGCUCGGUUCGAGUUCACACACACCAUUCAGCAGAAGAACCCUUUCAUCCUUAAAGUGCUAACAAAGGAGCCUUAUAAUGACACCUUUCUCAACUCCACUGACCUGUAUGGUGCACGUAAUGUGCCAGAAACCCAGCCUAGCUUUCUGUCUCCAAAGGGGUCAUCCAGCUCCAAGAUGGUCCUCCGAGGAGAGCAGCUUCUUCUGGAGUGUAUAGCAGCUGGAGUCCCAACACCUACCAUUAACUGGUUUAAAAGAGGAGGAGACCUGCCAUUACAAAAAGUCAAGCUUGAAAACUUUAAUAAGACAUUACGCAUCCACAAUGUAUCCGAAGAAGACUCUGGUGGAUACACCUGCAUGGCCAGCAACAAGAUCGGCAGUAUUCGCCACUCGGUUGAAGUUCAGGUCAAAGCUGCUCCUUAUUGGCUAGAUAAGCCCACCAAUCUGGUGCUUGCUCCUGAUGAGAGUGGACGAUUAGUGUGUCGUGCCAGUGGGAACCCUAAACCCACUAUCCAAUGGCUGGUAAAUGGGGAACCUAUAGAGAGUUCACUGCCAAACCCAAACCAAAAAGUUCUUGGUGACACCAUAAUAUUCAAUUCAGUGCAGAUUGGCAGCAGUGCAGUGUAUCAGUGCAAUGCCUCCAACGAGCAUGGUUACCUACUGACCAAUGCAUUUGUCAACAUCCUGGACAUGGCUCCACGAAUGCUAGGCCCAAAGAACCAGCUGAUCAAAGUCAUUGAAAAUAACAGGACCUUCCUUGACUGUCCUUUCUUUGGUUCACCAAUCCCUUCACUGCGCUGGUUUAAGAAUGGCCUAGGCAGUGGUCUGGAUGGUGGUCAGUACAAACUGUACCACAAUGGUACUUUGGAGAUCACACAAGCUCGGCCAGAAGACCAGGGCACAUACACCUGCGUCGCCAGCAACAUCCUGGGCCAGAUGGAGAAUCAGGUGCGCCUGGAGGUCAAAGAGCCUACAAGGAUAGUGCGAGUCCCAGAGCAUGUCACCAAACCUAGAGGAAGCACGGUUCGCUUUGACUGUCAAGAAAAACAUGAUCCAUCCCUCCCUGCUACAGUCACAUGGCUGAAAGAUGAUAAGCCUCUAAGCUUCAGCUGGAUGGGCCGGUUGAAAAAGGAUGAUCAAUCCUUGAUUAUUACCAAUAUAAAUCCAGAUGAUGGGGGAACCUACACAUGCACUUCUAAAACUGAAAUAGAUGAAGACUCUGCUUCAGCUCGCCUUACAGUUAUAGAGGAUGACAUCUCAUCUGCCUCAAAUCGUAGUGCCUCUGCAGGUCGACCCGACCCCCCUCAGGAUCUUGAGCUAUCUGACCCAUCAGCUCGCAGUGUCAGACUCACCUGGGUGCCUGGGGAUGAAAACAACAGCCCUGUUACACAUUUCCUAGUACAAUUUGAAGAGGACAGGUGGGAGCCGGGGAAGUGGCAGAACCUGUCUACACAUGAUGGCAACCUAAACUCAGUUAACCUGCAGCUAUCACCCUUUGUCAACUACCAGUUCAGAGUUAUUGCAAUCAAUGCUGUGGGCCAGAGUCAACCCAGCCACCCCUCUGCACGCUAUCAGACCAGUGGAGCUCCUCCUGAUGUUGUCCCAAGUAAUCUUAAAGGCUGGGGAAGUAAGAAAAACAAUAUGGAGAUCACAUGGCAGGCCCUGCAGAACACUGAAAGGAAUGGGCCAAACCUGCGAUAUGUGCUCUGCUGGAGAAUGAAAGACACAGAGGAUGAGUGGAACAACAUAACCACCACCAAAGCGAAGCACGUUGUUCAUACUGCAGACACCUAUGUUCCUUAUGAGAUCAAAAUACAAGCUGUGAAUGACUUUGGACAUGGUCCGGAGUCAAACGUAGUCAUUGGUUAUUCUGGGGAAGACAAACCAUCCGCUGCACCAACAGCACUUAGAGUGUCGAAGAUAAACAGCACAAAAGUAAAUGUUCACUGGACCCCUGUGGACUCCAGCACUGUGAAUGGAGAGUUUAGGGAGUACAAGUUGUACUACUGGCGGGAGGCCAGCCUGAUAAAGGGCCAGAGGGUGAACAAGACAAAGCUGCAUAAAGGUUUCUUCACAACAGCAGACCAUCCAUCUGGCAUUCUGACUGAACUCUUUCCUUAUAGCAAAUACAAAAUGUACAUGGUGGUGGCUAAUAGAGAAUACGAGGGACCACAAAGCAACACUGUGGAGUUUUACACCAAGGAGGGAGAGCCAGGGGCUCCAAAGUACUUCAAGAUUCAGAGGCACACAGACGUGGUUCACCUGAAGUGGGACAAGCCUCUCGAGCCAAAUGGUAUCCUAAUUGGAUACACACUCCAGUACCACACAGUGAAUGGGACUCAAGCGGGGGAGAGGAAGGUCCAGAGUUUUCCACCCAAUGUGACGGAGUACAUAAUGAAUGUGCCUCACCGUUUCACACGCUACAAGUUCUACCUAGCAGCUCGCACGCAGGUUGGGGCAGGAGAGGUGUACGCUGUGGAGUCGCCACAUUUUGCAAAUGAAGGCACCCUAGAUACUGACUCUACAGUUGUAGCGGUUAACUUUACAGAUGCAGUGAUGUUCGAAACCCCUCCUCCUCCCCCUCCCCCUCCCCUCUCCACCACCCCAAUCCCAACAAUACUUGCCCCAGAACCAGCCACACCAGCCCCUACAACUGCUGCUCCACCCAAACCUACUACUACCGCUACUACUACGACAACUACCACAACUACUACUACUACUACUACUACUACUACUACCACAACUACGACAGCUUCCACCACAAUUCUUCCUGUUCGGCCUGUCACUCAUAAAACAGUGGAUUGGAAAAUGCUGGCCCCGAAUGUAAAGAUCUGGAAUCUGACCGUGGAUGCUAACAAUGACUAUGCUAACGUCAGCUGGAAGCACAACUUCUCCGUUGACAGCAGCGAGUUUGUGCUAGAGUUCACACUGGACAGUAAUGGGUCGAUGAGACGUGUACAAGUAAACCAUCAGCCUCCCAUUAAGCUGGCAGGGCUGGUGGCCGGGGCCAAGUAUCGGUUGCGGGUGUAUUCCCAUGAGCACCACUCCAUCAGCAGCGACUAUGUCACGUUCGAGACAGGCAGAGCUUACAAAGAGCAGGAGGACAUUGCUACUCAGGGCUGGUUUAUUGGGCUGAUGUGUGCCGUCGCUCUAUUGGUUCUUAUCCUUCUCAUCGUCUGCUUCAUCAAGAGGAGUCGCGGAGGAAAAUACCCAGUGAGAGAAAAGAAAGACCUCCCAUUAGAUCCUGUUGACCAUAAAGACCAAGACGGAUCAUUUGAUUAUCAUAGCGAUGAGGACAACAAGCCAUUGCAGGGUAGCCAAACCUCCUUGGAUGGGAACGUAAAAGAGAGUGAUGACAGUCUGGUAGACUAUGGUGAAGGAGGAGAUGGUCAGUUCAAUGAGGAUGGCUCCUUCAUUGGCCAAUACACAGUUAAGAAGGACAAGGAGGAGACGGAGGGAAACGAAAGCUCAGAGGCCACAUCGCCUGUCAAUGCCAUCUACUCUCUGGCAUAGCACCCUGGCCAAGGGACGGCACCCCCAGCAGGCCGGAGGGUGGCACUACAAGCAUACAAAUAAAUAUAUAUUCAGAGAGAAUUAUUAAAAAGUAUUCACAUUAAAAGCACUGGAGUGCAUGAUCCUUCUGAACAAGGGAUGGGAGGGAAAAAACAAAUGCAGGUGAGCCGGCUGUUGUUUGGAAACUGUUAAAGAGCCUGUGUUUGAGGAAUUCAGAGUAUCACCUGGGUCCCCAUGCCCCACACAGACUUUAGUGUUUCUUUAGGGCCAUGGGGUGGAAAUGUGGGAAUUUCAAGCUUUUUGUGUGGCUUAUGCUCUUCUUUUUUAUUUUGAAAAUCUUUAAUUGGCCCGUCCCUCCAACUCAUUGUAGCUAGCAUCAAAGAAAAGGAGAUACAAGCACCAGUCCUGUGACAUAUCAACUGUGGGUCGACUCAACUGCAGAAUGUCGGCAAAUACGUUUAUCAUAUUGAUAUUUCCGCAGUGAAUGAUCCAGCAGAUAGAUGCGUCCAAAAACAUGAAUUCUGUAUAGAGUGCUGGCACAGCUUGCUGUGCAAUAUAAAACUAUGCACUAGGUAUUAUCACAUCUUGCUUUUGGGUUGAAAUUGGACUUUAUAAUCUCAUGUUUUUGUUUAUUUUGACUUUGCAAAAAACAAAACCUGUGGUCCUUGAAAAGAUCUAUACUAUAACUGAACGGAUAUCAUGCUUUUAUUUUCACUGGCUGCAACUAUAAAAUGCCACUAUUGCCACCAAUAUUUAUAGGCUGAGGUUAGAGGGCGUCACUUGUAAAUAAUGAAACAAAUACAUCAUUUUGAAGCAUGGUAGUAUUUUAGUGCACAGGACAAUGGAGAGGUUGUACUAAGAAGAGCCGCAAGGAUAUAUACAUUUUUUGUUAAACUUAUAUCAUUUGUUUCUCAUUAAUUUUUUACACUCUUUUUUUAAUCUGCUUUGUUAAGAUCUUGGUGUCAGAAUACAUUUAUUCAGGGAGUCUAAAAAAGUUUGGGGUGCAUCAACACAUUGGUGGAUUGUCAUUUAAGGGUAUUGAGGUAGUAUAAGUAUCCAUAACUCAAUAUAGAGUAUCAGCCAUAAGCACCGAACUAAGAACUAAGCAUUUGGGAAUCAUUCACUGUUAGUAUACAGUUGUCAAAAGAAAAAAAAAAUAGAAAGAAUGAAAGAAAGACUCAAUACAAGGAGAUAGCCCCUUAGAGUUUCACUACUCAAUCAUCCCAGAAGUAAAUAUUGUAGCUACAAAAUGCAGUGCAGAGAAGUGUACAUAUUUGAUAUUAUAUAUGUUUGUAACUGGCAACUCCAGCUAAGGGGUUUAUCUAGUGUUGCAUUCUCUUUCUUUGGAGCGUGGCUGAGACACUGCCCUAAAAACAUGCCACUGUAACUCUAGUGCCACUCAAGGUGGUAGGUUGUUUUAUAGCUUGUGCUCUCACACUACCACCAUUACUUUUUUCUGCACUACAUACAUUCUCUCUCAAGUUCACUCUGUGGGGUCUAAAAGUCUGCGAUCACACUGAAAAUCUGGAGGUUUUGCCCUUUGCUUUAAACCUGGAAAAAAAAAAAAAAAAUGGGGAUGUAGAACACUAUUUCAAGUCACUAAUCAAAUAUAAGCAAAUUUGGAACAUUGUCAAAUCAUGCUGUGAUAACGGAUCAUCAGGUUUUCAUGUUAAUUAAUGUUCAUUUUUCAAUUCAGCUUUUCACUCAAAUCACUAUGCUGAUAAUUUAAUUUAUAAUGAAACAUUUUGUAUUCAAUUAGAAAAAGAAGCAAACUAAUGGUCUCAGACUUUUGGAUCCCACACUAUUUAUAGAUUUUAUUUGUAAAAAAUAAUAGGGACUAAUAUAUUUAUAAUUUAUUGAUGACUGCACAUCCAAAUGCAACAGCUAAUUUGAUAUGAGGUACUCAGCUGUGAUUUUAGCACAUUGUGAAAGCUUCUCUGCGUAAUGUAGGAUAAAAAACUUCAGAGAUCAAGCUAUAUUAGGACCAUAUUUGUGGCCAUGUAAAAUUAUUCAAUUUGAUAUCACUAUGAAAGGGGGUAUGUCUUAUUUGUUAAUUGUGCUGCUCUUUUUAGUAUUAAUGUUGUUGUUGUAUCACAGCUAUUGUGUUAAUAUAUUAGAAUGUAUUUAAUGUAACUUUUACAUAACAAAAAUGGAAAAGUUAUGUAUUUAUUUUUCUCGAAUAGGGCCUCAAUCUUUUAAUCACCUAUGUAGUCAUCAGUUUCCUUUUUUGUUUUUUUGCAGGUUUACUGUAUUACAGUAAAGUAUCUGAAUCCAUAAUGAUUCAUAAUAAAAAAGCUUUUGGUGCAUCCCAAAAUGGAAGACUCCAUGCACAGGUUUGGAUUUGAAUUCAGCCAAAUGGGUGGCUUAGCUGUUGCCUUUGGUAUUUGAAAGAGACUUGUUUUUAUGUCUUGCCAUUUUUAUUGGAUUCGAGGUGACAUAUUGAACCUUCUUAAACGAUUUUCCCUAAUGUCCUUAUUUGAAAGCACCAUUAUUGAUUAUGUAAAUAGCAAAUGCUGUAGAAUUGUACCAUUGUAGCAUUCUGCACAAACCUACUGAGGAGAAACCUUUUUGUAAACAACAUUUGAAUUGUGUUACGCAAAAGAAAUGUUUUAUCAUUUCCUGUUCAUGUAUUACUGCACGACUAGGCCCAGCUGACUGCUCUUUGAAAGGGCUGAAUAUCAGGUCGUAACGUCCUGAUAGGGCUGUGAUGUCUUAUACAAUGCCUUCACAUUAAUGUAAUAUGUGUUUAUGAAGUUCAUCGGGCCACACUGUUGACCGUUCCAUCAAUUCUGCUUUCUCCAAUACCUCAAAGCAAUACUAUCCUCGUUUGCCUUUUUGCUAUUCUGUUUACUGCACAGUAGGCCUAGUCUACCAGUUUUUUCGAGUUCAUAUAGUGAUUUACAUACAAAGACAACUCUUUAGAUCACACAUUCUAGUGUGCUCACAGACUGUAGCUUUGUGAGUGUCGCAGCGUAACAUCAAGGCUAUUCAGAGAUGGAAUUUCAAAGUUGGCUUGAACCCAUUUCACCCCACCUUGCCUUGAACUUCUGCAGCCACUUUUAACAUCUGCACAGAUUGUUGUCCCUGUACCAGUUGUGGUGGACUGGCAAAGUUAAUUAAAUAUAUACUACUAUAUAUUUGUUGGUUGGUAUGUUGCUUACUCUGUCUUUCUCCCAAUGUCAGAUCAUUGUGUACUUAUUAACUGGCAACAUAUUUUCGUUACCGUAAAACAAGAUUGAUGAUAAUUUCCACAACGGACCCCAUGUCAAAUUUUAUUUUAUUUUAAAUACAGCAAAAAUGCCUAUGGUGGUUUGCUGGUUAUUAUUAUUAUGUCCAGGAUAAGUUAAUAUAUUGUGUUUUUCAGCCACUUGUGCAUCAAAGCAGCUUUUAUAAAUUGCAUAUCAUGCAGGUUAACAGUGUUUUUCUGUAAAUCUGGCCAUAGAAAUAUGGCCAAUCAUUAUGUUCACCAUGUAUGCGUGUAUGAUGAGAUGCUGCAACUUAAUCUGCUCAAGACGCCUUUCUUUCAAUUAAAGCUGUCAUUUUCUCAACCUUC